Molecule: messenger RNA, 1700 nt
Organism: Carassius gibelio (silver crucian carp)
Lineage: Eukaryota; Metazoa; Chordata; Actinopteri; Cypriniformes; Cyprinidae
Product: serine protease 27-like
Exons: 8
Coding region: 56-1033 (325 amino acids)
Biological process (GO): proteolysis
Molecular function (GO): serine-type endopeptidase activity
Source: RefSeq, a predicted model, not a curated record
GAACAAAAUAACCUUAUGCAUUCAUUCUGCUAGCAAACAGAGGGACUGUGUGAAGAUGUGGAGAUUAACGUGCAUCACAAUGAUCCUGCUCAUAUGUGCCAAAGGUUCACUUUCUCAGUUUAUUGUUUGUGGACAAGCUCCUCUAAACACCCGUAUUGUUGGUGGUGUGAACGCACCUGAAGGGUCUUGGCCGUGGCAGGUCAGUCUGCAGCAUUCUGGAUAUCACUUUUGCGGAGGCUCUCUCAUCAACAACGAAUGGGUGCUGACAGCAGCUCACUGUUUACCUGGUGUCAGCACAUCCAGUCUGCUUGUGUAUUUGGGAAGGAGGACACAGCAGGGAGUCAAUGCCAAUGAGAUCAGCAGAACCGUGAGAACGAUAAUCGUUCACCCCUCUUAUAACAGCAACACAAACGACAAUGACAUCGCUCUGCUCCGGCUGUCCUCCACAGUCACCUUUAAUAACUACAUUAGACCCGUGUGUCUGGCGGCCCAGAACAGCGUCUUCCCUUCUGGCACCAGCAGCUGGAUCACAGGCUGGGGAGAUACUCAAUCUGGAGUGAACCUACCUUCUCCUGGGAUUCUGCAGGAGACUAUGAUUCCAGUGGUGGACAAUGUUCAAUGUAAUAAUCUGAUGGGUUCUGGAUCUGUUACUAGCAACAUGAUGUGUGCUGGUUUAAUACAGGGAGGCAAAGACACCUGCCAGGGGGAUUCUGGUGGUCCGAUGGUGAGUAAGCAGUGUACAGUGUGGGUUCAGUCUGGGAUCACCAGCUGGGGUUACGGCUGUGCCAGGCCCAACUCUCCUGGAGUUUACACCAGUGUGUCUCGAUAUCAGAGUUGGAUCACAAACAACCUGGGACAAAACCUGCCGGGAUUUGUCACCUUCAGUGCCUCAAACUCAUGCUCCGGCAGCCUAACCUCAACCUCCUGUAGCGGGAGAUGUAACGAGAAGUACAACAGUAACUUCCGCUGCAACUGCAAUACUAACUGCAUUUUAAACUGCUGCAAAGAUUAUAGACAGCUUUGUACCUUGUGAGGUGUCCCAUAAUUCCAUGGAUUAUUUAAUCACACAUUUAUAAUCAUGUCACUUGCACAUAAAUCAGAUUAACUUUAUCUGAUUGUUCUGCGAGGAGAUUUUAAAUCAGUACCACUUUGGAUGAGUUGCACAGUCAGGAAUGAGCACCAGUCAAAGAAAUUGCUGCACUGACUUCACUCAGAGCUGUAAAUGCAUAUUGUUUAUGUUCAACAUACUUAUAUGUCUAACAGUACUUUCCUCACUCCAUUAGUAGAAUCCUUGUCUCUUUUUUUUCUCUUUUUCAAUUUCUAGCAUGUCAUUAUUUAGUGUCAAUUGUAGCCAUGGGCAACUUUCCUUAAUUUAAGCAUUUGACUUUUCUUAUAUAUAAAAAAAAUUGUCAUCUAAUUACCUAAUGUUUAAAAUUGAUCUGAUCAUUUAUUAUUUCUGCUGAUAAAUGAGUGGUUACUUCUUCAAAGUGGUCAUGAACUGCCUUUUUUAUUGUUUUUAGUGUUCUCUAAGGUCCACAUCAGGGGCGGACUUAACCAUUAGUCAAAGGCCGACGACUGCCUUGGGCCCCCUGAAAUGUUUUUCAUAAACCAGGUGCACAUUAAUUGCAGACAUGCUAACAGUUACUGUAUAUGAUUAUUAUUAUCAAGACAAAUGCACGACAUGACAGCGUUGAAUGGGC